Messenger RNA from Pseudovirgaria hyperparasitica, 2046 nucleotides. RefSeq lists its product as uncharacterized. The record is from RefSeq and is a predicted model, not a curated record. Gene Ontology annotation, molecular function: microtubule binding. Bases 1 to 2046 code for a protein of 681 amino acids. Gene Ontology annotation, cellular component: mitotic spindle microtubule; HAUS complex. Gene Ontology annotation, biological process: spindle assembly. The transcript is spliced from 2 exons. Lineage: Eukaryota; Fungi; Ascomycota; Dothideomycetes; Acrospermales; Acrospermaceae.
AUGGCCCGCUCAUACCUGUCGCUCUUUGUCACAAACUUGAGGCUUCUGGACCUACAUCAUUUGUCUGAUUGGCCCGAUAUCACAGAAGCUUCAUUCGCUACAUCUUCAAAGGAUCAUCAAAACCAGAAGCAACGCAUCAGACAAGCAGAAUGGGCCUUGUAUCGUUUGUUCGAGACUUGGGAUCCUUCCGAGACUCGCAGUAAACUCCAGCCAUUCUUCCCUCCUUUCGAACCCCUCCAAUCGAUCAACCUCCGAGCUGCUUUGUUCCGAUGCCUGAACGAUUUGAAGAAAAAUGGAGUUCUGGGUCGAGAAGCUUCACUGCGCAAAACUAUGUUGGAUGAAUGUAAAGGCGACAAGUUCGUGGAGAUGCUUUUCUUCUUUUCCACGGCAGUACUGAAGAGGAAGCUGGACGACACGUCGCGGAACCAGUCGCAUAUGAGUAUUGCAAGAAAGAUCUCCGUGGCCUCAAGUCUCAGAGGUCCGGAAGAGCAGAUACAGCUUGUCCCACUACUAAUUGCUCACGCAUCGUCAAUAAGUACGAUUCUCAAAAAGAGGACUUCGAAUACGGUCCUAUACUCCGAGGUCAACGAGCUCCUACAGAUCACGUCACUCGACAUUACUGAGAAAGAUCGAAGGUAUCAAGCUAUCGCAAGCCAGACGGCAGGUGCUGAUGGCGGUAUCCUGGCGUCAGAAGCAGCCAGAAAGCAAUUACAAGACAAUUGGGUUGCCAAUCAAAAGUGGCUGGAGGUAGUGAUCAAUGGUGAUGAAAAGCAGGGCGAUGACGACAUCCUUAGUGGCUCAUACAAUAACUUCCUCCAACACAUUCAAACAGGCAACCAACAAAGCAAGAGAGGGACGAAGACUGGCUUGAUUGAGGAUUUAGAGGGUCGCAUCAGGAUUCAGGAGCGACGUCUUCGCCGGUGGGAUGACUUUCAACAGAGGUUCAAAACUGCAAACGAACCAGAUACCAUCCUAGAAUCAAAAACCAGUGCGAGGCCGCUUAGACAACCUUUGAGUAUUCAGUUCAGUGAGCAUGAGUGUCUGCGUCCAGGACAGAGUGGUGCUCCGACCUCUCCGAAACCAGCCUUCCAUCGCAUACUAGAUUACCGUAAUGUAGUGGAUGCGACACUGGAAGAACUUGAAGCUAUGUCCUCUCGAAAAGAACGCCCGAGAAAACCAGUCUCAGCAAACGCAGUGCGAAAUGCAUCUGGCAGGCCAGUAUCACAAGGGCCUAUCCCAGAUGAAGCGAGCAACACGACCAGUGACGUGUCCAGUGCUUCUCAGAGGCCUCGAAGGCAGACUUCGCAACAGAAGCUGCCGCCUACGACCUCGCAGAGACUUGAUUCAAGUAGUGAGAAGCUAGCGCUACUAGAGGUAGAGUCUGAUCCAUCUAUCACUGCCAGCGCAUCUGUUCACUGCAGUAAUCGGAUAGACAUGCAAUCUCUAUCGACUAUAAUGCCAGAAAUACGAGACACUAGCACAGUUGUGGAGGCCAUGCCUACACUCGCCGAACAAAUCGUAACUUCUGUAACUGACGCGUCCCCAUCCCCCGUCAAGCGAGAACCGCGCCUAUCCCUAGUUGAUAGGACCAGAUUGUCUAUGGCUGCACAUACCUUCGGCCCCAGCACACUGAUGUCCGUUACCGAAUCACCCGAUCUGCCGUCUCCUGUUCCACCCAUGCCAGAAAUUCCAGACGAUCGGGCGAACCGGCGUACAACGCUCCUCGAGCGUACACGUCAGUCAAUGAGUCUCGCAGCAACAAAGCCGAAGCCUCGCCAGUCGAUGAAUAAGAAGCGCCAGUCCUUGUUUCCUGUUAACCAAUUCGAGACACCCAGAAAGACGACCUGGUCUCUCGAAGAAGAAAAACCUGCGGAAGAAGAGGUGACGCUUGAAGAUGCAGACUACGACAACAUAUUCAAAAGCAGGCCUAAGAUUGCACACAGCCCCGCGCCGUCUCCAAGCUUCAUCGAGGAUACAUCCGCUAUUGGAGGCGAAGAGUGGGAGAGUUCCCCGCUGCGUAGAUUCCAGAAGACUGGUGACGCAUGA